Molecule: messenger RNA, 3199 nt
Organism: Paramecium pentaurelia
Lineage: Eukaryota; Ciliophora; Oligohymenophorea; Peniculida; Parameciidae
Source: the annotation of a GenBank genome assembly
AUGAAUUGUAUUUUUCAUAAAGAAAAUCCAAUCUCUUUGAUAUGUAUGGCUUCUCAUGAGUGUAAAUUAUAAAGAAAACUUUGUAAUAAAUGUUAAUAUCUACACGGAGUAGAUUUUAAACAUUUAGUUUCGAUUGAAAUAUUUAAAGAAAAAGUUAGCAAGAAAUUAACAGAUUAUUAGUUUUAUGAAACACAUGAAGUAAAAUAAAGGAAAAUGAAAAUGAUAUCUUUACUUACUCAAACCGAAAGUUUGCUGAAGUAAAUUUUCGAAGAAUUAUCAUAAUCAAUCAAAGAAAUAUACAAUUAGAUUGAAUAGGAAUACAAAUCAUUUUAUGAAAUAAUUACCGACACAACCAUUAACCUAGCAGAAUUCUUAAAAAAUGACUUUGACAAUUUAGUACAAAUUGCAGAAGGAACAACAUUAAAUUAUUCGAAUGUUUACAAGAAUCCUUAUUUUGAGUUGUUGGAAAAGGGAAAGAUUUUUUUGGAUAAAGAAGUAAAGGAUUUCAUCACAAAGAUAAGAUAAGAAAUGAAAGAGAUUUUUUCAUUUAAUGGGCAAACACAAUUAAAUAUCCAACCAAUUCAAAAAGAAGGAUAAGGUUUAAAAAUCGAAAAAGACAUUGUUGAUCUCUUAGCUUCGUUAAAAGAUAUAGAAGUAAAAAUUUUCACUUAAAUUAUUGAACUGCUGAAAAAAGAGAAAAUCUCAGAUUUUCUAAGGAGGGAUGAAACUCAACAAAAACUUAAUGAACUUUUAGGAAAUAGCAGCACCAAUAAAAUCAUAGAGGUUACCAGAAAUCUUAAUGAGCAUGACUUUAAUAAAAAUGAUUAUUCUGCUGAAAUAUAUUGUUCAAAAAUAUAGGAUAUCAUUAAAAGAAUAGGAGAGGAUAAUACUAUAAUUGAAUUUUUAAAAUUUUUAGUCCACAUAACAGCUAUAGACGAGUAAAUGAUCUAGUGUGGUUCAAAUGCAAUUCAUUUAUUAGUAAAAAUGAAGAUUGAUAUGACAAACUAAUAAUUUCAAGAUAUUAAGAUUUAGAAUACAUCUUUAGUAGGGGCAAAUUUUUUAAGAUGCAAUUUGAGUGGAUCUGAAUUUAAUAACGUAGAUAUAACAGGCAUAAAUUUAAAUGGAGCUUAAUUACUCAGGUGUAAUUGGAAGAACAUUAGAAUAAAUCAAUUUAAUAGAUUAGAUGGUCAUAGUGGUUGUGUAAGAUCAGUAUGCUUCUCACCUGAUGGUUCUAUAUUGGCUUCUUGUAGUUUGGAUAAGUCUAUACGUUUAUGGGAUUUGAAGACAGGAUAAGAAAAAGCCUAGUUGUUUGGUCAUUAUGGUUGGAUCAAUUAAGUGUCCUUCUCUCUUGAUGGUAAAACUUUGGCAUCCUGUAGCAAUGAUAAGUGUAUUCGUUUAUGGGAUGUUAUGACAGGAUAAAAAAAGGCCAGAUUGGAAGGUCACGCUAAUACUGUUUGCUCAGUGUGCUUUUCACCUGAUAGUGCUACAUUAGCAUCUAGUAGUAAGGAUAACUCUAUCCGUUUAUGGGAUGUCAUAACAGGACAGUAAAAAUCAAAAUUUGUUGGUCAUACCAACGCUGUACUAUCGGUUUGCUACUCUCCUGAUGGUACUUCAUUAGCUUCAAGCAGCGAAGAUAGGUCAGUCCGUUUAUGGGAUACUGAAACAGGAAAGUAAAAAUCAAAAUUAGAUCAUGAAUUUGAAGUUAAUAAUGUCGUCUUCUCUCCUGAUGGUAUUACAUUGGCAGCUGGAGGUUACGAUAAAAUUAUCACAAUUUGGGAUUUUAAGACAGGAUUAUAAAAAGCUAAGUUGAUCGGCCAUAAAGAUUUUAUUUUAUAAGUUUGCUUCUCCCCAGAUGGCGCUAUGUUAGCGUCGGCUAGUUGGGAUAAGUCAAUUCUAAUUUGGGAUGUUAAGACAGCACAGUAAAAAGCUAAAUUGGAAGGUCAUUCUGAAGGAGUCUCAUCAAUAAGCUUCUCUCCAGAUGGCAAAACAUUAGCUUCUGGUAGUUUAGAUCUUACUAUCGGCUUAUGGGAUGUUAAGAUAGCAUUAGAAAAACCAAAUUUGGAAGGUCAUGAUGAUACUAUCAAUUCAAUUUGCUUCUCUCCUGAUGGUAGUAUAUUAGCAUCCUGUAGUGAUGAUAAGUCUAUAGGUUUAUGGGAUGUCAAAACUGGAUAAUAAAAAGCCAAAUUACAUGGUCAUAUUUAUAAUAUCUAAUCAGUCUGCUUUUCUCCUGAUGGUAAAUUAUUAGCAUCAGGCAGCCUAGAUGAGACCAUUUUAUGGGAUGUUGAGACAAGAUAAUAAAAAUAUUAAUUGAAAGUUCAUACCAAAUGGGUUUAAUCAGUUUGUUUUUCUCCUGAUGGUAAUUUAUUAGCAUCUUGUAGUGAUGAUAAGGCCAUACUUUUAUUUGAUGUUAAGACAGGAUAAUAAAAAGCAAAGUUAGAUGGUCAUACUUUUUAUGUUCAAACAAUAUACUUCUCUUAUGAUGGCACUUUAUUGGUAUCGGGAGGUGUAGAUCAGAACAUCAGAAUAUGGGAUGUUAAAACAGGUGAAUAAAAAGCCGUAUUGGAAGGUCAUGAUGGUUGUGUUAAUUCAGUAUGCUUCUCUCCUAAUGAUACUAUAUUAGCAUCCGGUAGUGCAGACAAAUCAAUUCUUUUAUGGGAUGUUAAGACAGGAUAAAAAAAAGCAAAGUUAGUUGGCCAUAUUCGUCAGGUAAGAUCAUUAUGCUUCUCUCCUGAUGCUACUAUAUUGGCCUCUGGUAGUUUAGAUCAAGAUAUCAAUAUAUGGGAUGUUAAGAGAUAAGAACUAAGGGCCUCAUUGAAAGGCCAUUAUAAUUGUAUCAAUUCAGUGUGCUUCUCUCCUAAUGGUGCUGUGUUAGCAUCUUGCAGUGAUGAUAUGUCUGUUCGUUUAUGGGAUGUGAAAGAUAUCAUUGAAAUUGAAGAGUCAGAUUAAAAUGGAUAGGAAGUAAAGGUAAAAUUGAAUUUGCUUGAAUUAUAAAAAAAAUUUCGAGGUAAUUCUUUUUUAAUAUUUUAUAGUAAAUAAUGUAACUAUUCUGCGCAUUUCUAAAAUACCAAUAUUUUAGGCUUGGGGUGCUUUAAUUUACAAAGGAGAAUUCUUUAAUUAUUAAGGACUAGAUUUAAGAUCAUAUUUAAAAUUUAAAGGUAGUCUUUUUUUGGAAAAUCAUUUGUAAGAGUUAUAAAAUUGA